Lindgomyces ingoldianus is the source of this 1200-nucleotide messenger RNA. RefSeq names its product PLP-dependent transferase. The transcript is spliced from 3 exons. The record is from RefSeq and is a predicted model, not a curated record. The coding region runs from base 1 to 1200 and encodes 399 amino acids. Gene Ontology annotation, biological process: biosynthetic process. Gene Ontology annotation, molecular function: catalytic activity; pyridoxal phosphate binding. Lineage: Eukaryota; Fungi; Ascomycota; Dothideomycetes; Pleosporales; Lindgomycetaceae.
AUGGUUCAGAUUGAAACAUUCUCUGUUGAAUCAUGGAUGGACGAACACGAAACAAAAUGCACCCACAACAUAGCCGAAACAUGCUGCGCUUCUAUUUCAAUCGAUCAACUGCGUGAGCUCUCUGAGGACAAGGACAGGCAAAUCUUCCAAACCUCCAAAGCCUUAACCUAUGGUGCAAUCCGUGGCUCUGAGGACCUUCGAUCGAAUCUUGCCCGACUUUACUCUGCAAGGUCGACGCCUCUUCCGCUAGAGAAUAUUCUUAGUACCCCGGGAGCUAUUCAGGCGAAUUUCCUCUGUGCGUAUGCACUAGUGGGACGGGGGGAUCAUGUGAUAUGCCACUAUCCUACUUACCAAUCCCUCUACGAAGUCCCCAAACAACUUGGGGCCUCAGUAUCACUCUGGAAUGCGAAACCCGAAAAUGCUUGGACGCCCUCCAUCCCCGACCUCAAAUCCCUUAUCCAACCCAACACCAAACUCAUCAUCAUAAACAAUCCCAACAACCCUACCGGCGCUGUUCUUAAAAAGUCGCUCCUCCAGGAAAUCAUCGCCGUAGCCUCCGAGCACGAAAUCUCAAUUCUCUCCGAUGAAGUCUACCGCCCAAUCUUCCACAGCAUCAGUCCAGUAGAUCCCGAAUUCCCACCAUCCCUUUUGUCGAUGGGUUACAAGAACACCAUAGUCACAGGGUCCAUGUCGAAAGCAUACGCACUAGCCGGUAUCCGUGUAGGUUGGAUAGCAUCACGCUCCUCCUCGAUCAUUGAAAAGAUUGUAGAAGCGCGGCACUAUACCACGAUAUCCGUCAGUCAGCUUGACGAACAAGUCGCCGCGUACGCCUUGCAUCAAAACACCAUUCACAGCCUUCUAUCUCGCAACAUUCAGCUUGCUAAAGCGAAUCUUGCGGUGCUGGAGAAAUUCGUGGAUAAGAAUGAUGAGACAUGUGAGUGGGUGAAGCCCCUGGCAGGCACGACUGCGUUUGUCAAGUUCCAUAUUGAGGGGAAGCCGGUGGAUUCGGUGGAUUUUUGCAAACGGUUGAUUGAGAAGACGGGAGUGCUGUUUGUGCCAGGAAGUGAGUGCUUUGGGAAAGAGUUUAAGGGGUAUGUAAGGAUUGGGUUUGUGAAUAACACUGAAGUUGUGGAAGAGGGGAUGAAGAAGGUGACACAGUUUUUGAGGAAGGAAUUCGAUGGGGUAAAGCUUGCAGAAUAG